AUCGAUCGAAAUGAGAUUUGAUCAAGCAAAGAAAGGGUUAUUACACUUAAAAGAUUUAUACGAUCAAUGGGAUCUUCGCGGUUUCAUCAUCCUAAGUCUCUGUCUUCAAAUCGUCCUAAUCAUCGCAGCUCCUCUCCGAAAACGAACCUCCAACAACUACAUCAAUGUCCCCAUUUGGAUCGCAUAUCUCCUAGCCGAUUAUAUAGCCAAUUACUCCGUCGGUCUAAUCGCCAAAACUCAAUCACAACGUCUCGAACCCACCACCACCACCACCGGACCUAUCCAAAACCCAAAUCUCCUCGCCUUUUGGGCACCCUUUCUCCUCCUCCACCUCGCCGGCCCAGACACCAUCACCGCCUACGCUCUCCAAGACAACGAGCUCUGGCUACGUCACUUUUUCCAACUCAUUUUCCAAACCGCCGCCGCCGGUUACGUUUUCGUUCUCACUUUAGCAUCCGGUAAUCUCCUCUGGCCUCCGACUCUCCUCAUGUUCGUUACUGGAUUCAUCAAGUACACAGAACGCACACGGUCGCUUUACUUCGCUAGCGUUCGGCGAUUUCGUGAAUCUCUCCUCCAUGAUCCUAACCCAGGUCCUGAUUUCGCGAAACUCAUGGAUGUUUACUUCACAAUGAAACAAGCGAAUCUCCCGAGUAAGAUUGAAAUGAUUCUUGAGCCUCAGAAGGUGGCGGUGAACAAAUUAGAUAUGAUUGGAAAUCAGAAACCAAUGGAGGAUCUCGAGAUUAUUCGAAAGGCAUAUGGGUUUUUCUUAACGUUCAGAGGUUUACUAUCCGAUCUCAUAUUCAGCUUCCGCGAGAGAAACCAGAGUCGAAGCUUCUUCCUCCUUAGAACACCCAGAGAAGCGUUCAAGAUUGUGGAGGUAGAACUUAACUUGUUCUACGAAAUUCUUUACACUAAAGUAGUUGUGAUUCAACGCCCAUCUGGAUACGCCACUCGUUUAAUAUCAUUCCUUGCAGCUCUAUCUGCCCUCGUCUUAUUCAUCUUAGAACCCAAAUCAAGUCAACAUUUCCAUCCAUUUGAUGUCGGAUUAACAUACUUACUUCUCGCCGGCACCAUUGUUCUCGAUGUAUUGUCUUUCAUCAUGCUCAUUUACUCCGAUUGGACCGCAGUUGCAGUUACAAAAACCGACAGGCCUAAUUUCAUCAUGAAAUUGAUUAGGAAACUUCUCCUUGUUAAAAGGAAGAGAUGGCCGAAUGAUCUAAUGGAUUCUCCUACUUGGUUUAGUCGUUUUAAGGAUGUCUUGUCAUUUGGAAGGAGAUGGUCGCAAGCCAUUCCUCAGUAUAAUCUAAUAUACUAUUGUUUAAACCAACGAUCAAUGAUUGUAGCCAAUUUAAUCGGGUUCAUUGGUAUUACAAAUCUCCUAGACAGGUUAAAAUACGUGAGAACAAAGCGAUUCAACAAGAGGUUGAGAGACUUCAUAUUUCAUCAGCUGCAGGUGAAAUCGAACAUGGCCGUUGAUCUUGAAACGUCGAAGGAAAUAUACUCGGGUAGAGGCGAUUGGGCACUUCGGUUCGAGGGUUGUGGUCAUCUUCUCAAGUAUAUUAACGGUGUUGAUUAUGACGAGAGCUUGAUAUCGUGGCAUAUAGCGACGGAUCUAUGUUACUACACCGAUAAGGAUGAAGACUUAGUUGAGAACGAGUCCUCACGUGAGAUAUGUAAGUAUUUGUCUAAUUAUAUGUUGUAUCUUCUCAUUAUGCAACCUGCGAUGCUAUCUGGUUUGGCAAGUAUAGGAGAAAUAAGGUAUAGAGAUACUUGUGCGGAGGCAUUGAAGUUCUUUAAAAGCAAGAAGUUAUUGUCGAAGUUGGAGAAGGAGAAGAAGAUUAAAGGAGAUGAGAAUAUUAAGUCGGUUCCAAACCCUACUCAUAUAAAGGCGUGUCACAAUAUUCUUGGGGUGAAUACGGAGGCUAAGCCGGUGACGGUGAAAGGGGAUAGGAGCAAAUCGGUGUUGUUCGAUGCAUGCAUAUUGGCGAAGGAAUUGAAAGAGUUGGAUGGAAGGCGGAAAUGGGAGGUGAUGAGCAAAGUGUGGGUUGAAAUGUUGUGUUAUGGUGCAUGUAAUUGUAGAGCAUAUACUCAUGCUGCCCAAUUGAGCAAAGGUGGGAACUUGAUAACUUUGGUUUGGUUGUUGAUGGUUCAUCUUGGUUUGGGGAAUCAGUUUCAAAUAAGUGAAGGUCAUGCUCGAGCUAAACUUAUUGUUGGUAAAUAGUUAAGUGUACUUCUUUUUUCAUUGAUUAUGUUCUCCAU
This is a messenger RNA of Impatiens glandulifera, 2259 nucleotides long. RefSeq lists its product as uncharacterized. The transcript has 2 exons. The record is from RefSeq and is a predicted model, not a curated record. The coding region runs from base 11 to 2221 and encodes 736 amino acids. NCBI's taxonomy places the organism in Eukaryota, Viridiplantae, Streptophyta, Magnoliopsida, Ericales, Balsaminaceae.